ACUAUUUCAACUUGUCAGAUCAGGGAAACAGAAACUGAAAGUAUUGUUGAGCUGUUGUGUGUUUGUGUUUUUCUGUAUUUAUGCAGUAAAAUGGCAGAAGCCAGGAUUUCAGUGGAUCAGAAUGAGUUCACGUGUCCAGUGUGCCUGGAUCUCCUGAAGGAUCCAGUGACCAUUACCUGCGGACACAGUUACUGUAUGAGCUGUAUUACAGGCUGCUGGGAUCAGGAGGAUGAGAAGAGAGUCUACAGCUGCCCUCAGUGCAGACAGACCUUCAGUCCAAGACCUGCUUUAGGUAAAAACACCAUGCUGGCUGAAGUGGUGGAGAAACUGAAGAAGACUAAACUUCCUGCUGACUGUUACGCUGGAGCUGGAGACGUGCAGUGUGACGUCUGUACUGGAAAAAAAUACAAAGCCGUCAAGUCCUGUCUGGUGUGUCAGGAGUCUUUCUGUCAAACUCAUUUUGACCGUCAUGAGGAAUAUCACUCUCGUAAACCACACAAAGUGAUUGAUGCCACUGGACGACUGCAGGACAUGAUCUGCCAUAAACAUGAUAAAGAGCUAGAAAUGUUCUGUAUCACUGAUCAACAAUUCAUCUGUGUGUGGUGUAAGGAGUAUGAACAUAAAAACCACAACACUGUAUCAACUGCAGCACAGAGGACAGAGAAACAGAAACAGCUGAAGGAGACACAGAUGAAGAUCCGUCAGAGAAUCCAGCAGAGACAGAAAGAUCUUCAGCAGCUGAGAGAGGCUGUGGAGUCUCAUAAGCGCUCUGCACAGACAGCAGUGGAGGACAGUGAGAGGAUCUUUACUGAGCUCAUCCGCUCCAUUGAGAGAAGCCGCUCUGAGGUCACACAGCUGAUCAGAGAUCAGGAAAAGGCUGCAGUGAGUCGAGCUGAAGGACAACUGGAGCGACUGGAGCAGGAGAUCAAUGAUCUGAGGAGGAGAGACGCUGAGCUGGAGCAGCUUUCACACACACAUGAUCACAUCCAUUUCCUGCAGAGUUUCCAGUCUCUCUCAGCACCUCCUGAAUCUACAGACGAACCCGAUGAUCCCUUCAGUUCUCUCUCCUCUUUUGAUGGCAUGAGAGAAUCUGUCCGUCAGCUGAGAGACAAACUGGAGGAUUUCUGCAAAGAGGAGAUCAAGAAGAUCUCUGACAGAGUCACUUUCACCAACAUGAAUCCCAAGACCAGGAACGACUUCCUCCAGUAUUCCCAUCAGCUCACUCUGGAUCUGAACACAGUGUAUAAACACCUCCAUCUGUCUGAGAGGAACAGAAUGAUUACUGUCACUGGCACAGUCCAGCCGUAUCCUGAUCAUCCAGACAGAUUUGAUGUGUAUCGUCAGGUGUUGUGUAGAGAGAGUGUGUGUGGACGCUGUUACUGGGAGAUUGAGUGGAGUGGAGAUGAUGGUGUGGAAAUAUCAGUGUCAUAUAAGAGCAUCAGCAGGAAGGGAGAGGGUGAUGAGUGUUUGUUUGGAUAUAGUGAUCAGUCCUGGAGUUUGUACUGCUUCUCCCUCCAGAUACUCAUUCUAGCACAAUAAGAUAGAGACUGAUCUCCCUGCAGCGUCCAUCAGCUCUAGAAUAGGAGUGUAUGUGGAUCACAGUGCAGGAACUCUGUCCUUCUACAGCGUCUCUGACACAAUGAGCCUCAUCCACACAGUCCAGACCACAUUCACUCAGCCACUCUAUCCUGGGUUUUGGGUUGGUUUAGGAUCAUCAGUGAAACUGUGUUGAUGUUUCAGAAUAAACUGUAGAGAGAUUUUACCCAUAAUACUUUGAGCUGCGUGAGAAAUCAGUAACAGUGAGAUGAUACAGAGUCUCUUAUUUCUCUUUACAUUGUUCAUCUUGUCUACAGAUGAACUUUUGCCGUUGAAAUAGACAAUAAGAAUUGUGUGUGUGUGUCUGUGUAUCUGUGUGUGUGUGUGUCUGUCUGUCUGUGUGUGUGUAUUCGUCUUUUUCUCAAGCUCUAAUUGUGUUGAUGGAAAUCACAUUCAUUUAGUUUUCAUUGUUGUGACACAUAAAUACAUAAAUCGUUUCUAUUAUUACUAUCAAAAUCACCUGAUAUAAAAUACAUUAAAAAAAAAGUGGAAGUUUCCUAAAAAUAGUGACAUGAAUAAACCAGUGGGUUUAUUAAAUGUAAGUGGUGCUUACAGUGGCAAAACUUGGCACUCGGUUGCUAUGGUAUUCUGGGUGGUUGCUAGGCAGUUGCUAAUGUAUUCUUGUAGCCAAGCCCCAUCUCUAUAUGAUGUUCAGAUGCAGAGAUAUAGGUCUUGCUGAACAGUUGCUAGGGUACUCUGUUUGGUUGCUAGGGAGUCGCUUGGCAGCUGCCAGUGAUGAUACAACAAAGGCUUCUUGACAGUAUUAUUGAUAUAAAUCAACCCCAGUGCCUCUGACAUUCAGAUUUAAAGAUACCCCUCUUUGGGUUUGGGUUGCUAGGGUGCUCGACAGUGGUUGCUAGGGCAUAGAAGGUGAUUCGUGAUUGGCUGUUUGCUGCCUUGAGUGAAAUGAGCUCACCCUUUUUAUUAAGUGUAGCUCUGUUCUUUUUCUAGUUAUCAUUUAACAAAUAACUCAUAAAAUAAUUAUUUUUUAAAUAUGUACUGUAUCUGAUUAUAUGUAAGUGUGAACUCGUGAAAUGUGUCUUUGUUUGAGAACUGAAUGAAUGUUUUGUGAAAUUGUGCCAGCUGAAUCAGUUAUAGUGUGUCAGCAAUCGAGAACAACUGUUUAUAUAAAAUAAAUGAAUUCAUUGUAAUAUC
This is a messenger RNA of Ctenopharyngodon idella (grass carp), 2751 nucleotides long. RefSeq names its product tripartite motif-containing protein 16-like. The transcript is spliced from 6 exons. Gene Ontology annotation, molecular function: zinc ion binding. NCBI's taxonomy places the organism in Eukaryota, Metazoa, Chordata, Actinopteri, Cypriniformes, Xenocyprididae. Bases 91 to 1539 code for a protein of 482 amino acids. The record is from RefSeq and is a predicted model, not a curated record.